This is a messenger RNA of Taeniopygia guttata (zebra finch), 5233 nucleotides long. RefSeq names its product EPH receptor A8 (gene EPHA8). Gene Ontology annotation, molecular function: transmembrane-ephrin receptor activity; ATP binding; protein binding. The record is from RefSeq and is a predicted model, not a curated record. Gene Ontology annotation, biological process: protein phosphorylation; ephrin receptor signaling pathway; axon guidance. Gene Ontology annotation, cellular component: dendrite; plasma membrane. Lineage: Eukaryota; Metazoa; Chordata; Aves; Passeriformes; Estrildidae.
UCGCCCGCCCGCGGGGCUGCGAGCAAUGUGCGCAAAGUGCCUUUGCUUCAGCCGGCGAGUGCCGUAGCUCUGGGCAGAGUGGGCUCGCUCGCAGAGGUGCUGGGACAACCGAGGUGGCCCUGUCCUGCGCCUGGUGGCCCCCGCCGGACCAUGGCAUGGGCACCGGGGGAUCUGACAUCCUCGCUCUCCAUCGUCAUAGCCUUGGCUGCUUGCCUCUCGGCCACCACCAGCGAAGUGAACUUGCUAGACACGUCAACAAUCCUGGGAGACUGGGGCUGGAUGACUUAUCCCUCACAUGGGUGGGAUUCGAUCAAUGAAAUGGAUGAGUUUUUCAGCCCCAUCCACACCUACCAGGUCUGUAACGUCAUGACCCCCAAUCAGAACAACUGGCUCCGGACCAACUGGGUGCAGCGGGACGGAGCGCGGCGGGUGUAUGCAGAGAUCAAAUUCACGCUGAGGGACUGUAACAGCAUGCCAGGUGUGCUGGGCACCUGCAAGGAGACCUUCAACCUCUACUACAUGGAGUCUGACCGGGACCUGGGCAGCAGCACCCGGGAGAGCCAGUUCCUGAAGAUCGACACCAUCGCAGCAGAUGAGAGCUUCACCAAUGUGGACCUGGGCGUGCGGCGCCUGAAGCUGAACACAGAGGUGCGGGGCGUGGGGCCGCUGAGCAAGAGGGGCUUCUACCUGGCCUUCCAGGACAUAGGUGCCUGCAUUGCCAUCGUCUCGGUGCGGGUGUACUACAAGAAGUGCCCGGCCACAGUGAGGAACUUGGCAUCCUUUUCCGAGGCUGUGACUGGGGCAGACUCAUCCUCCUUGGUGGAAGUGCGAGGAGAGUGCGUGGGCCACUCGGAGGAGAGAGACACCCCCAAAAUGUACUGCAGUGCCGAGGGAGAGUGGUUGGUGCCCAUCGGGAAGUGUGUGUGCAGUGCUGGCUACGAAGAGCAGCGGGAUUCCUGCACGGCCUGCCAGCUGGGAUUUUACAAAUCAGCCCCUGGGGACCAGCUGUGUGCCAAAUGUCCCCUGCACAGCCACUCGGAGAGCAGGGCAGCUCGUGUGUGCCACUGUGACAGCAGCUUCUACCGCGCCGUGCAGGACCCCCCCUCGGCUGCCUGCACACGGCCCCCUUCUGCUCCCGUGAACCUGAUCUCCAGUGUGAACGGCACCUCUGUGACCCUGGAGUGGGGCCCGCCCCUGGACAAGGGCGGCCGUGCGGACAUCGUGUACAACGUGCUGUGCCGGCGCUGCGCGGGGGACGCGGGGCCGUGCGAGGCCUGCGGCAGCGGCAUCCGCUUCGUGCCCCAGCAGAUGAGCCUGGUGCAGGGAGCGCUGACUGUCACCAACCUCCUGGCACACACCAACUACUCCUUCUGGGUGGAGGCCGUCAACGGUGUCUCCGACCUCAGCCUGGAGUCCAGGAGAGCCGCGGUUGCCAACAUCACGACAAACCAGGCAGCCCCGUCACAGGUGGUGGUGGUGCAUCAGGAGAGCACAGGCCAGAACAGUGUCACCCUGCUGUGGCAAGAGCCGGACCAGCCCAACGGCAUCAUCCUGGAGUACGAGAUCAAGUACUAUGAGAAGGACAAGGAAAUGCAGAGCUACUCAACUCUGAAAUCCAAGAGCACCACUGCCACCAUCUCUGGGCUCAAGCCUGCAACCCGCUACAUCUUCCAGGUGCGCGCUCGCACCUCUGCUGGCUGCGGGAGGUUCAGUCAGACUGUGGAGGUGGAAACGGGGAAGCCGGUGUCUCUCCGGUACGACACGAUGACAAUUGUCUGGAUCUGCCUGACACUCAUCACUGGCCUUGUCACCUUGCUGGUGGUUCUGAUCUGCAAGAAGAGGCACUGUGGGUACAGCAAGGCUUUCCAGGACUCUGAUGAGGAGAAGAUGCAUUAUCAGAAUGGGCAAGUGAAGUUCCCUGAGUCCAAGUUCUAUGUGGAUCCCCACACAUACGAGGACCCCUGCCAAGCUGUGCAUGAGCUCACCCGUGAAAUAGAGGCCUCCCGGAUCAAGAUUGAGAAGGUCAUCGGGUCUGGGGAGUCUGGAGAGGUGUGCUACGGCCGCCUGAAGCUGCCAGGGAAGAGGGAGAUUCCCGUGGCCAUCAAAGCACUGAAGGCAGGCUACACAGAGAAGCAGAGGCGAGACUUCCUGAGUGAGGCCAGCAUCAUGGCACAGUUCGACCACCCAAACGUCAUCCACCUGGAGGGGGUGGUCACCAGGAGCAAAUUGGUAAUGAUUGUUACUGAAUACAUGGAGAACGGCUCGCUAGACACCUUCCUCAGGAAACACGAUGGACAAUUCACCAUCAUCCAGCUGGUGGGGAUGCUGCGGGGCAUUGGGGCAGGCAUGAGGUACCUGUCUGACCUGGGCUACGUGCACCGGGACCUGGCUGCCCGCAACAUCCUGGUCAACAGCAACCUGGUGUGCAAGGUGUCCGACUUCGGCCUCUCCCGCAUCCUGGAGGACGACCCCGAUGCUGCGUACACCACCACGGGCGGGAAGAUCCCGAUCCGAUGGACAGCUCCUGAGGCCAUUGCAUACCGCAAGUUCUCCUCGGCCAGCGACGUGUGGAGCUAUGGAAUAGUCAUGUGGGAGGUGCUGGCCUACGGAGAGCGGCCCUACUGGAACAUGACCAACCGGGACGUGAUUAACUCUGUGGAGGAAGGCUACCGCCUGCCUGCCCCCAUGGGCUGCCCCACCACCCUGCACCAGCUGAUGCUGGACUGCUGGCAGAAGGAGCGCAGCGAGAGGCCUCGCUUCGCCCACAUUGUCGGCGUCCUGGACAAGCUGAUCCGCAACCCGGACAAUCUCAAGUGCACAGGCACCUUGAACAGGUUCACCCAGACACGCUUGGACAGGGGUCUCCUCGACCUGACCAGCUGCUUGACUGUGGAGGACUGGCUGGACUCCAUCCGACUGGGGCACUACCGGGACAACUUUGCCAUGGCCGGGUACUCCUCCCUGGGCAUGGUGAUGCGCAUGAACAUCGAGGAUGUUCGGAGUCUGGGCAUCACCAUGAUGGGCCACCAGAAGAAGAUCUUGAGCAGUAUCCAGGCCAUGAGAUCCCAGCUGCUGAAUACAAAUGGCCCCAGGAGGCAUCUCUGACCAAAAGCUGUGCAGAGCUGCAUCAGGCCUUCCUUAACACUUACCCUGGCAAAGGGGCUGCAGGGUGGUGAGCAGGAACAGGGGCACCAGGAGCUGGAGCCCUGCCAGCAGCUCUGUGAUUUCAGCAUUGGUGGAAACAUGGUGUUCCAGAUACCUUGGUGGUCCUGUUGCGUCCUUCCCCCAGGUGAAGGGGGGAGCAGCCUUCCAAGCAGACACACUCUGCUAUUUCCCUGUGGUACUGGGGGUCUCCCCACAACUAUGCAGGACAGUAGACAACCCCUUCACCCAAUGGGAUGGUCCAGCUGCUCCUGCAGGUGGAGGGGUAUCAGACACAUCAGCAAUAACCAGGAGCAGUGGGCUGGGCUUGCCAUGGCACACAGCUCCUUUGGAUCAGGCAGCUGGGGAGUUCCUUGGAUCUCUGAACUGAGCAGGGCUCCACAUACUGCACACAGCAGAGACAGCCUUGCUUCCUGUACCACCCAGCGUACUCCAGCCUGGACCUCCUGAACUGCACCAGCCUGAAGGUGACUUCGUGCUCCACCUCUACCAAGAGCAGGAGGGCAGGAGAUAGAAUCCACCAUGGCAGUGCUAGGAACAGCUGGCUCUGCCUUCAGACCAUACUUCCCAGCUGGGAGGAGAGUUGUCCAGGGCCUUCAGCCUGGAGACCCAAGAAGCCCUGGAGUGCUGCAGGACACUCUCCACUUCUUUAACCCACCAGCACUACUCCUCCACAGAUCCAGCACAGCCCUCCAGGCAGCCCAGACAUAUUUUCUAGGGCCACAAGCUCAGGUUUCUCUGCCAGCAGAAUCAUCCUAGCCUCCCCCAGAACAGAGAGGAAUGGGAGUGUGCUCCCAUGUCACAUGAAGGAGGGACAGAGAAACAACUCUUCUUUGUUCCUGCAUUGUCCUAGAGAAACCCAAGAGCUGUGCCAUCACCUGGCUGCCAGUGCCCAGGGCUGCUGGAUCACCUGCAGAGGAGGGGUCCUGACAGUAUUUCCAGAUGCAAUCACGGCAUCCUGUGGCUGGGACGGAGGCUCUGGUGACCUCAGUGUCUAGCAGAGUGGUCUGUCCUCCACAGGAGCAUCUCUCUGGGUGGGCUUGCCUGGUGCUGAGCAGUGGACUCCAAAGAUGUGUGGAGCUGGCCCAAGAGGUUGAGCUGGGUGCAGAGGGGCAGAUGAACUGGAGAGUGGGGCAGGCUGUGGGCUCUGGGUUUCCUUUUGGUGUAAAUAAAAUUUUCUAUGGGUUUGGGAACUGUUUUACUGAAAUAGGAUGUUAAGUACACAAAAUGGUCUCAAAGCACAGAAGCCUCAGUUGUGGGGCUGAACUCACUGCAAAAAAAACACUUGCUGGGAGCAUGGCUGGGGUGGGGGGGUGACAGGAGGGGACACAGACUGGAGAGGAGCCACACUCCCUGCAGGGCCCAGCCUGACCCACAGCACCCUGUCCUUCCCAGGGGCACAGCAAACCCAGCAUCACUCAAUGCAGGUGCUGGUGGGAUGUGGCCGGAGGGCUGUUCCUGCCAGGCCUGUUUGGGCACAAGGGGGGUGGGGGGUGGGUUAAAGCCAUUUCUCAGCUGCAAUAAUCCUGGCUAAACCAGUCUGUCCAGGGCUGGCUUGGCUUUCCAUGCAGAGCACUUGUGUGCUGAUGGAUUCUCUGACUAUGGCGGGUACUUUACUUCUUCCUAUGGAAGCUUUUUGUAAGGGGGACAGAUGCAAUGUAUUGUUUCAUUUGUAUUGCACCCUGCAUCCUGCACUCAGCCCUGGCACACUCCCUCCCCACAGCCAGGAUGUGAUGAAGCUCAUCCAAGCUCUGCAGCACAGGGGGCUGGUCCUGGCCCUGUCCUCUCUUCCCAACAUUUGGGACUCCAUCAAGGAUGCACUGGUGAGAGCAGAGGUCAGACCCGUGCCACACCUGUGUCCUUAAGGUUUGCUGGGCAACCCCAGUCAGAUGGGCUGCAGGAUCUGAGGCUGGGAGCUGCCAGAUGGCCCCUUUCCAGGUGGUUCAUGAGUCAGAUCCUGCAGUGUGGGGUCACUGGGCUGCUCCUGGCUAUGGGGAUGGUGGGGCAGGGUUUCCCUUUUAUGUUCAGAGUGUGCACUUCCCCUGGACAAUAAAAAUCCCUCUUUCCGUGA